UUCCUCUGUCAGGGAAAGAAAUUUUCCUUGGCGCCUUCUCUCUCUCUCUCUCUCUCAAAUUUCAAGACUCAGAAACCCUAGACCUCUCUCUGCUCCACAUUCUCAUUUUUGUCUAUGUGGAUUCUACUGGUGAAGCAGCUCCUUGCAUUGUCCUCUCACUCGUUUCUCCUCUGUUGCAGUUGCAGUAACAGUAGCUGUAGCCGUCGCAGUACUCUCUUGCUCUCAGAUAUUGUUCUUGGAAAUCGUUGCAUUCUGAGCUUCGAUUUUUAGUUUUCGGACUGCAUUUCUGAGAAUUCGUUUGCUUUGUUCGGAAUUUGCGAGCUGAUUGUCAAAAGCAGUGAAGUGAAAGCGAGACGAUUUCCUGAUAAAUUUUGAAUGUCACUAAGCUGAAAUGUGGUUGAAAUAAGCUGAUGGUAUUGAGUUAUCUGGUUACUGGGAUGAUGGCAUCAUGAGACUACUGUUCAUUUAUCCGUUGAUUGACGGAGGAUAAAUUUUCUGAGACUUUCAUGGACGGGGAUCUGUGGGAUUGGCCAUAUGAUCAAGGUUUCUCCUUUUCCGAUGCUGAUGAAAGUAGUUGCAAUCUGGAAUCUGGAUGGCAGGCUGAUUUUUACUUUGAUAAUGGGAAAGAUGUUAUAGAAGAAAAUGCUAUGAAUGAGAAGUAUUGCAUUCAAGUACUGAAGAUUUUGAUACGGAAGGCAGAUGCUGACAUCGAUGAUCUUGAAGAAAAUCUAGUGUUGCUUCAAUGUGACCUCGCAUGGACAGAGAGUAGAAACCAAUUUGAAGCAUGCUGUACUGCUUUGAGAGAGAAUAUUGACUUUCUUGAUCAUUCAUUGAAGAGCUGGAGACAAAGUGAUCACAUUAAUACAAAUGAUCAGUUACCAUUACAUCGACAGGCGGCAGAGAAAUUGUACGAGAUUUUGAAGCCUUUUCUUGGAGAUGGUCGUGAACAAGAUGAUGGGCAGGAUCAUCACACAGCUGUGAACAACCGAAGUACUGAAACUGAGAUGCAGUCAAUCGGUCUAUUCUGUGAUACCUCGAGCAUUUCUGGCAUAAAAGUCAAAAGCGAAGAAACAGGUGUCAAGAGCAUUUUGUUGGCAGUGGAUACAAUAUCCAAUGGUUCAGUUCAAAAGCACAAGGAAGACGAUAGCAUUCGUGAUAUAGAAGUUAAGCCUAAAAUUGCCAUUCACGGAGUUCGCAUAAAUUCGAUCAUGACUGAAGAAAAUAGUUGCUCGAAGCCAGACAAUCUGAAGCCUGUUUCAAAAGUAAAGAUUGAGGAAGCUAAGGAACACCUUAUAAGUAACUCAUGCAAGAGCAAAAGAUUGAAGUCAGCUUCAAAUGUAGUUGGUGAACGUGGCCUUCUAAAAGCACAUAAGCAAGGAAAAUCUGUUGCUGAAAAGGUCAACCCAGGUGUCCCAAGACAAUCAGAUGGAUUUAGUGGCAGUAAAAGAUCUUUUGAUGCCACGUUAAGUUCUCCAGCACACUCGAAGAGUGGGAAUUGCAAUAUAGAAGAAAAGCUAAUUGAUUUUUUGUUGAGAACAAAGAGGAACAAGAGCGAUGCCGGGCCAGUUCUCCCUCAAUCCAUUGGAAGUGCUUCCUCAUGUUUAUCUUCGAACACAAAAGGGAUGGUGGACAGCGAUCUACAAGUUUUGGAGACACGAAAACCUAGUACAUUUGACACUUCAAAUGUUCUUAUAAUGUUGCUUGCGAAACUGCAAGAUCAGCAGGGAAGUGUUAUGGUCAGAACCCAGACCAAGGAGACCGACAUGUUAUUGCUUGAAGAUUCUCAAAAUGUUAAUGUUUACUGUGAGAAGUCGCAUUUGAACGUGGAUCAUAAACUGAAAGCAUUUACUGAGAAGAGGCAAAGCAAAUUAUAUACUUCUAUUUCAAAAGCAAAAAAGAGUCGAAAGCCGGGAGCAAUUGGAGAUGGUACCUGCUUAGAUCGGCCUCUUGAAUGGAACACUUGUCAGGUCAAGGCCGAAAUGCAGGAUUGUGCUUUUAACGUUGAGAAGAACUUAGGUCCUUUGUCUCAAAACAAAGGGGCUUCAAAAAUGCUAGUUGGUCAAGAGUUUAUAGAUUUAUCUUUAGUUGAUAUUUCUAGUUCAGAUCAAAUCAAAACCGAUAGCAGAAGCGGGGAAGACAAACAAAUGGUGAAAUCACGUGCCACCAUUGACGAUCAAAUAGCCAAAAUUUUGGCACUUUUACCUUCCUCAGCUGUCGAACCGAAGAAAUUGACUCUAGUAGAUCUGAGGAUUAUUGCAAAGGAACUGAAUUUGACCAACUAUCAUAAGCUUCGCAAAACGGUGCUACUCGAUCUGCUUGUCGGCCGAUUGAAAAACGACCUGCUUGUUGACCGGUUGAAAAGCUGUUAGGACAAACAUACCGAGGUUGGUAUAUUUAUUUUUCUCUUUAAUCAGUUUUUUAGUUUAAUGGAAAAUCAUGAAAGAAAAAGAAUACACAUAGGUGUUGUGCACAGGGGAUGAAAGUGAAAUGUAUGAUAUUACACUUCAUUGAAAUGAAAAUGGGUAGGUUAAAAAAAAGAGACAUUUAGGAGAAUCAGAUGUUUAUAUGGUGUAUAGAUGUUUUGGAUUAUGGUGGUAUUUUGAAAUGUCAGCUUUUGGUAAAUUGAUUGUA
Benincasa hispida (wax gourd) is the source of this 2631-nucleotide messenger RNA. RefSeq lists its product as uncharacterized. Lineage: Eukaryota; Viridiplantae; Streptophyta; Magnoliopsida; Cucurbitales; Cucurbitaceae. The record is from RefSeq and is a predicted model, not a curated record.